Messenger RNA from Mangifera indica (mango), 393 nucleotides. Its product is annotated as protein transport protein yos1-like. The transcript has a single exon. Gene Ontology annotation, biological process: endoplasmic reticulum to Golgi vesicle-mediated transport. NCBI's taxonomy places the organism in Eukaryota, Viridiplantae, Streptophyta, Magnoliopsida, Sapindales, Anacardiaceae. Bases 4 to 237 code for a protein of 77 amino acids. The record is from RefSeq and is a predicted model, not a curated record. Gene Ontology annotation, cellular component: endoplasmic reticulum membrane; Golgi membrane; COPII-coated ER to Golgi transport vesicle.
AAUAUGGGAUUCUGGACUUUGCUGGAAGGUCUUCUGCUCUUUGCUAAUGCAAUGGCAAUACUGAACGAGGAUCGGUUUCUAGCUCCAAGAGGGUGGACCUUGGCAGAACUCCAAGCCGGAAGAAAAAAUUCGCUCAAGGGUCAGGUCAUUGGGCUUAUACAUGCAUGCCAGUUCAUGAGAUUGCCACUUAUACUUUUGAAUAUCAUCAUUAUCGUAGUGAAGCUAGUCUCUGGUUAAGGUUGAAGAGUGACCACAGAGAUUUGCUGCUUGUGAUAUACGUUGACACUUACACAUUGUGAAGAUUUUAGAACAAAAUUGAUGUAUACCGUGUGAAUUUCAUGAAUCAGUAAACUUUAUAGAAGAUUUUAAAAGAAAAUGGGCCCUUUUGUUGAA